AUGGCAAAAAGGCUGGAGACCCUGUACUACGUUGUGAAUCAUGUCAGAAGCUUCAACACGUAUCAGCUGACGGAGGAAGGAAAGGAGUACCUGAGAGAAGGGUCACCAGAACACGUAACGUUGAAGCAUUUAUACCCCCAUGUGGAAGGUAGUGCCAACAGUCUGGUGGAUGAAACGAGAGACUAUCUCAACAUCGUAGAAGCGUACGGAUAUGAUGAAGAUACGCUUGUCUCCCAAUUGAAGAAGGGAAUAAUGACCCUUCCUCAUGACAAGCAGGACGAAAAGGUAAGCGAUCUAAUCAAAGAGCUAAAGAAAAGAAAACUUAUGGAGAUGAAAAAAUUCUCCUAUUUGUACAUCGUUCGAACUAGCCAUUUUACAAAGGAGAUUAAGAAGCAGAUUACAGACUUAACCUACCUACUGAUAAAAAAUGAAGAAUACAAAAAGUAUGAUGUGAAAAAGUACAACUUUUUCUCUAGUGGAAAAAAAAUGAAUAAAGGAAAUACACACUUAUUAAUAAAACAAAUGAGAACGUUUAAGGAUGUUUUUGUAUCCCUCGGAUUUGAAGAAAUGGAUACGCAUAAUUAUGUAGAAUCGUCUUUCUGGUGCUUCGAUGCUUUGUAUAUUCCACAGCAACAUCCGAGUAGGGAUCUACAGGACACGUUUUUUAUUGAGACGCCUGAGUUUUGCAUAGAUGACUUCACGGAGAAAGGUUACAUCGAUAAUGUGAAGCGUGUUCACUCCGUUGGAGAUUAUGGAAGCUUUGGUUGGAAUUACCGAUGGGAAUUGAAAAGCACGAAAAAGAACGUCCUCAGAACACACACCACUGCCAGUUCUUGUAGAGCCUUAUUCCAGCUAGCUAAGGAGUAUCGAAAAACGGGUUCUAUAAUCCCAAAAAAAUAUUUUAGCAUAGAUAGGGUGUUCAGAAAUGAAAACCUAGACAGCACCCAUCUAGCCGAAUUUCAUCAAGUGGAAGGACUUAUCAUUGACAAGAAUUUGGGACUGUCUCAUUUGAUUGGCACGCUGGCAGCCUUUUACAAAUAUAUUGGCAUUUUGAAGCUGCGGUUCAAACCGACCUUCAAUCCGUAUACGGAGCCCUCCAUGGAAGUGUAUGGCUACCACGAGGAAAGCAAGAAAUGGCUUGAAGUCGGCAACAGUGGCAUUUUCCGCCCCGAGAUGCUGCGCGCCAUGGGGUUCCCCCCGGAGGUGUCCGUCAUCGCCUGGGGCCUCAGCCUGGAGCGACCCACCAUGAUCAAGUACAACAUACGUAACAUUAGGGACCUCUUCGGCUACCGCAGUGUGCUCUGA
This is a messenger RNA of Plasmodium cynomolgi strain B, 1305 nucleotides long. RefSeq names its product phenylalanyl-tRNA synthetase beta chain. Gene Ontology annotation, cellular component: phenylalanine-tRNA ligase complex; cytosol; cytoplasm. The record is from RefSeq and is a predicted model, not a curated record. The transcript is spliced from 2 exons. The coding region runs from base 1 to 1305 and encodes 434 amino acids. Gene Ontology annotation, molecular function: phenylalanine-tRNA ligase activity; tRNA binding; ATP binding. Gene Ontology annotation, biological process: phenylalanyl-tRNA aminoacylation. Lineage: Eukaryota; Apicomplexa; Aconoidasida; Haemosporida; Plasmodiidae.